AUGGGCAACUCAAACCUCAAACAACAUAUUGAAACCGCACAGAAGACAGGAGCAUGUCAGCUUCGGCAUCUACAUUUGAAGGAGGUGCCGGAGGAGCUUCAGAAACUUUCCAAGACCUUAAGAACGGUGGAUUUAUCAGACAAUAGAAUACCACAGCUACCACCAUGGUUUGUGACAUUGUCCAGUUUGAAGAAUUUGACAAUGAACAGUUGUAAACUUGCUUCUCUGCCCGAUGACUUUGGCCAGCUGAAGAAGCUUGAGGUACUCAUCCUCAUUGACAACUCCCUGACAAGCCUGCCUCGCUCAUUUUCCAAUCUGUCAAAUCUGAAGACCCUGACCUUGUCAAAAAAUCAGUUUAAGUCAUUCCCCACAGAGAUCCUUCCCUUGCAGCAGCUGGACUCUGUUGAUUUAUCACAGAAUUCAAUAACACAGCUUCCUAGCGAUAUGUCUGCACUACAAGCCGUAGAACUCAAUCUUAAUCAAAAUCAGGUAUCAACUCUGCCAGUGUCUCUGGCUCAGUGUCCUAGACUCAAGGUUUUGAGGCUGGAAGAAAACUGUUUGGACACUUCUGCACUAAAGCCUGAAAUCAUGAAACAUUCGAAGAUCAGCCUUCUGGCAGUGGAAGGCAACAUGUUUGAUAUGAAAGCAUUUCAUCAGCUGGAUGGUUAUGAUGAUUACAUGGAGAGAUACACAGCAACCAAGAAGAAAUUCAACUGA
Molecule: messenger RNA, 717 nt
Organism: Candidula unifasciata
Lineage: Eukaryota; Metazoa; Mollusca; Gastropoda; Stylommatophora; Geomitridae
Source: the annotation of a GenBank genome assembly